Messenger RNA from Drosophila ficusphila, 8660 nucleotides. It is a transcript of the gene heca, whose product is annotated as headcase protein. The coding region runs from base 979 to 2871 and encodes 630 amino acids. NCBI's taxonomy places the organism in Eukaryota, Metazoa, Arthropoda, Insecta, Diptera, Drosophilidae. The record is from RefSeq and is a predicted model, not a curated record. The transcript is spliced from 6 exons.
UUCAAACUGGUUGGUUGUGUUUUUGGCUUCUCUCUGCGUGUGCCGUUCGUAGGUGGAAAAAAGAAAACAGAAAAACAGCAAGGCCCGAAAAGCAAGAAGGCCGAAAAUUAUUUAUCCUGCGUGUAAACCAAUCGGAAAUUUUGGCAGCCAAGUCUCGCGUUUUCCUCCUUUUCCUUUCUGUUUGCCGGCGAAAAGCAAAGCGGCAAAGGAGAGGCGACAAAAACAAACGUAAAAGCGAAGCAAAAUGUGAAAAAUUGCCGAACAUGGCGCCGCGAGUGUGAACGAGAGAGGGACAGUGAGACAGAGCGAAGAUAAACAAUAGAAACAAUUUUUGAUACUUAACGUUCUACAACAACAAUAAACUCAGCUCAGGUACAACAGCAACAACAAAAAAUUACGAAGAAAAACAGACUGCAUAAACGGGAAUCUUUUCGAAAUAUUUUUGAUACACACAGCAAGAGGUGUACGAGUUUUAAAAAAGCAAUAAAAUCGAAAGCAAUGACAAAAAACGCACUCGGAAAAUCAAGCAAUUUAACAACAAUCUAAAGCAGAAAAACUAAAUGUUUACAGACUAAACCACACAAAAAAUCAGCAUUUAUUAUACAAUUUAUUAAUCAAGUUAUACAAAAAGUUUAGAACUCCAAAGCAAAACAGACUUUUGUCUGUAAAACCCAAAAAGUUCGCAAAAACCACAACAAAUAUCGGGCAGCCACCGAAUCGACAGAUCAGUUGAAAAUAAAAUAUUCCGAAAUCGGUUCAAAAAUAAAACACUGGAAGCAUUCAAUAAAUAUACAUCGCAGGCAUUUAUAGGCCACAAAUCACAGCAUAAAUUCGCGAAAAAACCAACAAGCAAUAAUUUCAAAUUCAUUUUCUGGGCAAAAUGCUGAUCCGAAAUAGAGAUUGAAGAUUUUCGGAGGAUAGCGAAACCGGGAUUCCUUAGCCGCAAAGAGUGCAUUCUCAGAAGAAACAUACAAAUUUAUGGCUCCGCGUCGCAACAGCAACAUCAGCAGCAGCGGCAACAGCACCACGCAGCAGCAGCAGCAACACCAGCAACAGUUGCAGCAGCAACACCAGUCGCAGCAGCAGCAACUGCUGCAAUUCUACGCGGAGAGCGCGAAUUCUCCAGCAGUUCUGAUGGCGCCCAUGCAGGGAACCGGGGGCGUUGGCGGGGGCGUGGUCCGCUGCUGUCUCCCCAGCGGAGACUGCCGCAAGCUGGACGCCCUCAUCCCGCUGAACGAGGUGUCCUUGGCGGACUGCGUCCGAGUGCUGUGCAACAACGAGAACUGCACGGCGGGCCAGUACAUGCACCGCGAGUGCUUCGAGAUGUGGGAGGCGGGCGUGCUGCAGACCCUCAAGGCCAACGGGAGGGCUCGCUCCUGGUCGGAGCGGCAGCGGCUCCAGCACCUGUGGACCAAGAAGGGCUACGAGCUGGUGCACAAGGCCUGCAGCUGCAAGUGCGGCAGGGGACAGCUGCGCAAGGACCUCGAGUGGGUGGCCCCCAGCUCCCAGGGAGUGAUAUACCUCAGCGGAUCCGGCAACCGGGGCAACGUCAACGGAAACCUCAGCGAGGACGACGAUAAGAAGAAGGGCAAGAAGAAGAGGAACCGCAACAACAACAACAGCAGCAACAACAACGGAGGCAACGGCAGCUCCAAAACCCCAUUGAGCAACAACAACGGCAACAGCUUCGGGGGCCUGACCCCCAACCCGAAUGUGGGGGUCAUCGGCUCGGGAUUGCCGCACAACAACGGGAACGCCAGCGGCGGCAACACCAGCAACGGAGCCUCCGACCUGCUGCAGCCCAGUGCGGUGGCCACCCUGAGCAACAUCCUCAACCCGAACAAUGUCCUGGGCCUGGACCUGCGGGCCAGAGCGGGCAGCCUCUCCUCCAGCGGAGCAGGCAGUGGCUCCACCUCGCCCUCGGCCUCGCAGUCCAGCGGCGAGAUAUCGGUGUCGCCCGUGCAGCAGUUGCUGCAGCAGCAGCAGCAACAGUCGCUGCUGAUGCAGCCGCUGGGUCCCGCCUUCGGCAGCAACCUCCUGCAGAACGGACUGGGCCUGUCCAAGAACCUCCUAAUCGCUCCCCAGCAACAGCAGCCGCAGCCGCAGAACCUGCCAGCCCUGGCCAACAUCAGCAACUUCAAGCCUUUGGCCAGCUACGAGCAGCAGCAACUCGUGCAGCAGCAGAAGAACAAGGAGGUCGAACUCUAUUCCGAGCGAGUCCGCUCCACAUCUGGUUGCAAUGGGAUCUUUUCGCGUCGCCUGGACUUCUCGUCGUUCAAUUUGCUGCCGAAGACUCGUUUGAAUUCUUAUCAAGUCAAGAUUGAGGACGAGGGCAACCACGGCAACGAUGAGACGCGCCUCUUCAUCCUCUCCUCGCUGGCCCAAUCCCAAAUGAGCCGGGUGGCCUGCAUUUUGUGCGAGGAGCCGCUGCUCGUCUUCGAUCGCUAUCCACUGGUCGACGGAUCCUUCUUCUUGAGUCCCAAGCAGCAUUCCAGUGGCUGCAUUGAGGUUAAAUACGAGGGACGCACUCUCUACUUGACCUGUGUUUGCAUGAGCUGCCUGGACGGAACCUCCAGCAGCCGCGUCAUCAACUGCAGAUUCUGCAAGGAACCCUGGGACGGAUCGAGCCUGGUCCUGGGCACCAUGUACGCGUACGACAUCUUUGCGGCCAUGCCCUGCUGCUCCGAGAGGUUCAAGUGCAAUAACUGCUUCAAGAUGCUGAUGCACCCGCAGCAGAGGCUGAGCUUCUACAGCGACUACUCGCACGGGGUGACCUGCCCGUACUGCAACACGCAGGACACGCACUUCGUGAAGCCGCUGAGCUUCUGCUACGCCAAGAGCCCGGCGGCGCGGCUGCCGACGCUCGCAUAACAUGAGGCCCCGUUGGAGUCGCCCGUGGGAACAGGUGCCACCGCCACCCAGGUGCCGAAUGCCCAGGGCGCUCCAACGGCCUCCGGCUGCAGCUCCAUCAUCUCCAUCAAGCAGCCAGCGAAGCAGCCGCUCUUCAACGCCGCCAUCGACUACUCGGCCCCGCUGCAGCAGCAGAUCAACCCGGACCUGAUCGGAGCCCAUCCCCAUGCCCAGCAGCACCAGCAGCAGGUGCGCCAGCAGCAGCAGCAACCGCAACAGCAGCAGCAGCAGCAACAACAGCAGCAACAGCAACAGCAGCAGCAACAGCAACAUCAGCCUGCGGUUGCCACUUUCCAGAGGGCCAACUUCCAGCAGCAGUCGCAGAAGAGCAUGAACAUGAUGGCCAUGGCAGAUGUGAUGAGCAAGUACCAACAGCAGCAGCAGCAACAACAGCAGCAGCAGCCACAACAGCAACAACAACAGCGCCAGCAGCAACAUGCAACACAGAAGGGACUCGAGGGCCUUCUGCUGACGAACACAAACACAAACAGCGGCAACAGCAGCAGCAGCAGUAUUAGUAACUUAAUAAUUAGCCAUAAUUCAGCCAGCAAUCCGGGCAGCAAGGUGCAGCCCAACUGGGGCCAGAGCGACGCCAUCUCGGCGCUGUGGGGCUGCAGCAGCAGCAGCAGCGGCUGCUCCUCGGGCAGCGGAUCGCAGCCCUCGCUGAGUCCCACGGCCAGCAGCCACGGCAACGACGGCUCCAAGAUGAUGUUGUGGGCGGCCCAGGGAUCGCCGCAGGCCCCCAGUGCUGCCACACUCAGGGAUGGAUUCAAGGAGUUGCAACAGCAGCAGCAGCAGCAGGUGCAGCAGCCACUGCCACACGCAGCCUCGCCGACGGCCUCGCUGACCAGUUCCAGCUCCUCCUCGAACGGGUGGAGCGCCUCGCACUACGGCAAGCCGAACAUUUGGGAGCUGCCGGGAUCCGCCGGACAAAGGACUCCGGCAGCCGGCGGCAGCCACGACAUCUUCACCGAUCUCCUGUGCAACCUGAGCAUUAGCCAGGACACCGGCGGCCAGCAGGCCAAGCAGGCCGAUGCCUCGGACGUCAGCUCGAACUCCUCCUCGUCGGCCGGGGAGCUCCUGGAGGCGGCCAACAUCUGGCGGUUCCCGGAGUACGCCAGCCAGCUCUACAACGAGGAGCCCACCGGCGGCGCAGCUGCGUGCAUGCAGCUCUUCAACGACUAUCUCAACAUGAACUAGGACGGAGGAUUAGGAGCCUGCAGCAUUUGUUACUCUAGAUAAAUUACAGAAAAAACAAGAUACGAUAAAAGAGUAAGCAGGAGGAGGAGAAGCAUUGAGAUCCAAGCGAAUCUUGGAGCGAAAGUUUUAGUUUUUAUACGAUCAUUUGAUUUUUAUACAAUCACAACACACACACACAUCUAAAACCGAGAGAAAACACUGCAAACUAAAAACAAUUUUCUUGUUAUUUUUGUUGAGUUUUUUAGUUCUUGUUUACACACCUACCUAAACGAAAAAAGCAAUUUUUAGUUUUAUUUUAUAAAGCAAAUUUUUUAUACAUUUUACCAAAAAAAAAAAACAAAGCGAAAUGUAAAACCAAAAAAAAAAAGGGAAAACGAGAAAAGAUGCAAACGUAGAAGAGGAGUGACAAAAAGUAACAUUUACAUCACGAUUGAGGAACAUUUUAUUUAGCGAAAAUUGAAGGCAGGGCAUUAAAUUGUUUAAACAAAUCAUGAUAAUUGCUGUGCUGCUCAAUAACACAAAAAGGACGAAGCAAAAGGGAGUAGAAGGAGUAGAGUAGGAGAGCAAAGAAGGAAGAGAAGGGGAGAACAUGAAACAUUUGCUACAAUUUAUGAAACGUAAAAUUACAAACCUAAAUUUAACAAAACAUAUUCGAUAAGUUGCACAUCUUUACCUAAGCGAUUGGUAAUUAUUCCUAGUUUUAGUGAGCGGAACCAGAACCUCUAGAACCGAUUAAGUUUCUCUCUCCAGUUCAGCACAGUUCAGUUAGGUCCUCAAGGUAAUUCAACCCCUGUCAAGCCACCCACCACCCACCCACUUACACACACAAACAACAGCCAGGCGGCACAUGCAACGAGGUCACCCUUCCCCUUCAGGAGUAUUUCAAGCAGCCCACCCCCGCCCACGCCCCCAAACUCUAUUAGUUAAGUCCUCGAAAACAAGAGAAUAUAAUACAACUUCUUUCGGCGCAGCGUGAUCAUUAAUUAUUAAGUGUAAGUGUUAGGCUAUAGCGAUAUUCUUUGUAUAUGUUUAGGGUUCUUCUGUUCGUCUUGAAAGCAGAGCAGCCCAUGGAUGGUAAUGGAUCUCUAAAGGUGGAGUGACCUGCGGCCUGGUGAAUCGAGGUCACAUGCAGGCACUCACUAUCGAUAGGUUAGUAGGCUUAAGGUCGGUUUUUCUAAAUUUUAAAUACGGUUUGCAAGCAAACAUCCAAACAAUUUAUAGAGCGGUUCAAUGUUUCCUGUUUUGUGUUUAUUCCGUGCAUAGAAAAGUCACCAAAUCCCUGGGGAUAAAUCCCUAUCCUGUUUCCCAAAUCCUUCUCUUAACCCCUUUGAAAUGUGAACAUUUUAAUAAAAUUAAAAUUGAAACCAAACCAACUUCUGCGUAGAAAGUGUUUGGGCAGCCUAAACCCUAAAAUAUAUUCUGUGUUAGAUUCUGAAAAUCUUUUUCUGCUUUGUGACAUUUUUAAUUCAAUUGAAAGCAAAACCCAACUUGAUAUUUUUCCUAUCUGUGAAAGUUUUAAUAAAAUUGAAAGUAAAACCCCUUUGAUAUUACAAACAUCUGUGAAAACAGUUUAGGCAACCUGAACCCUAAAAACAAUCAGCAAAACUCACCGAUUCUGUGUUAGAUUUUUCAUUUAUGUUGUUUUAUUUCCCGGUUUUAAAUUCUGUGAAGUUUUUAAUGAAAUUAAAAGUAAAAACCCCUUGAUAUUACCCACAUCUGUGAAAAGACGUUUAGGCAAGCUAAACCUUGAACAAGAUCAGUCGAAACUGUGUUACCUUUCGCCUCUUCGGUUCUCUUCGUUUCGGAUUUUGAAAUUCUGUGUGAAAUUUAAAUACAAUUUAAAGAAAAACCCCAUUGAUAUGUCACCCAACUGUGAGAAUUGUUUAGGCACCCUGAACCCUAAAAUCGAUCAGCAUGAACUGUGUUAUGUAACCCCUUUCCCUGAUUUCCCCGUGUUCGAUACGAACCCUAAAACUUAGACCCAGUAAGUUUCGUCAAAUCAUCUGUGAGCAGAGUGCCGGGUCUUCUCCGAAGUGUUUUCCCAUUGGAGAAACUAGAUACAAGUGAGAAGGCUCGGCACUUUUUUAAACCUUCACUGUGACUCUUCGAAAGAAUCGAAAUUUUUAUAAAAAAUUCUAAACUUCCUAUUGUGCAUAGGCCACGCCCCAAAAAAAACCCUUGUGAAACCCAGUUGAAAACAAACAUUUUCAGAAAAUGUAUAAACCCAAACCCCAAACCAAAAUUGCCUCCACUAAGACAGCCAAACUGUGACAACUCCGAUUUGCUCAUCCCCUGUGAACAUCGAAAAUGUAUUUGUAUCACUGUGAAUUGUCCUUCGGAAGGAAUAAUUUUUGAGAAAAAUUUAAAACCCCAACCCGAAAGCAAUUGUGAAUGCCUCUAGGAUAAGAAAGUUUUCCCUUUCGUUUUUCGGUUAUUUUAAAAGUUUUCAGUACAGUGAUAUAUACGUUUCUGUGUUUCAAUCAAGGCAUUGCCUGGAAUUUUUUCGAAAAGAAUUCCAAAAACCAUCCUCGAAUAUCUGUGAAAACCCAAUCCCCAUCCCCUUAUCCCACUUUGGUGACUUUUGGUGGGGGAUCUGCUUGAAAUACAACACCCCAGGGCUUAGGAAUGGGAUCUUCAGGAGUUUCAUGUGCCGCACUUUUUCCAGUAAUACAAAUUGAUCGCCUCCUUUUGGGCAUUUAGCAUUGCCGCCAUUUUACAUACCAAAUAAUACACGUUAAUUUAACGACAAUUUUUCAGAACGCAUGAAGGGACAACUGAGUGAUAGUAAAUCUUUUUUUUGUAUACAAGACCUACAGUAACGAGGAGUCUUCGUUAUGCCUACUUAUAUAGAACUACCGUUAAGUUUAUAAGUACAUACCCAAAUACCCUUUAAAGCUACACCAUACUAACCUAAACCUUAAACCUAAACCUAAAACCUAAAACCUUAAACCUAAACCUAAAUUGAUAGGAACUAACGACGAGCAACACUUUUGGCAUUUACUUGAGAGGAUUAUAUAUAAGUUUUGGCACAGUUAUAUAUAAUUUUCGUCUAAAUUUAAGGUUUUAAUCUAACAUACACGUACGCGCAGGAGAAGGAGAGGAAGAGAAUUAUUUAUAGGCAACCCACAACACACAAACAUGACACACGACACACAGAUACAGCAUAUAGUUAUAUAGAUAUUUAAUUGGAGUAACCCUUAGCCCUACACUACACUACAAAAAACAUAUUGGUAAUAAGUUCUACGCAAGCUAAGGUUGCCCCCGAAAGGCAGCAGCACCCGCACCACCAACUACUACGUAAGUCAGCCCGUGUUUAGUUUGAUUCCACGUUUGUUUUAGUUAAAUGUGCUAGGACGAAGCCUCGAUCGCGUCCAGUCGAGAGAAACCACAAACUUAUGCCCACCUCAGCCACCAGGAAGAGAAGGAGAAAUCGUAUCGAAUCGAUUUGAAUCGAACGGAACAGAACAGAACAGAACCGCAAACAUAUAGCCCCUAAACAGUAAUAGUCAGACUUCCGAUCACAACUAACUCUAAUGAGUCGUACUCUAGGGUACGACGAAUGAAUAACUUAGUAGAAGUCUUUAAGUAAUGAGGAAGAUACGGCGAUUGAGCGAGAGUAAAACACAUUAAAAUGUAAUUUAUAUUACCUCCUUAGCAAAAAUCAAUAACAAAUAACGAUAACGAAUAACAAUGUUUUCUAAAUGCAUAUUAAACUAUGGUAAAUCAAGGCAAAGUAAAACAAAAUAUGUACGUUUAAAUCGAGUAAUCAAUUGAUAAACAAUGAAAAGCAGUUUUUGUUUAGUUCAUAAUUUGUACUCAAUAAAAACCUUUAUUUUAUGUUAAACGAAUGAAAUAUUUGCGCGCCUUUCCACCCCUUUUCAAUCUUUUGACGAUCUUCAGUCACUGGAUAAUGCCAAAAUCCGUGUAGAACCCAGAAAAGAAGACGAAGAAGCAGAAGCAGCAGCAAAAUGUUUAAACUUUAACCGAAAUUCUUAAAAACCAAUUUUUGAUGGCUCCCUCCGAGCUCUCUCAGAUCAUCUGAUGACGAAAUGUACAAAUUGGUGAAGUUUAGGCACUUUCAACCGCGAUCCUCCGAUUUCCAAAAUCCAAGGCAAUAUACUAUAUAUCGAAGCGCAGCAGAUAUUUCCCACAAAACUCACCCCGAACCCCACUUUAAUCCCCCUCCCAUCCACCAAAUUUAUAGAUUGAUUUUAUUGCUACCCGAACGUCAUUUUUGUUUAUUUAAAUAUACACACUUAGCACACUUUUGUUUAUGCCUAAUUCGUAAUGUGUAAUAUAUGUAUACUUUGUACCUUUUUAUGUUAUACACGAAUCCCUUAACCCCGAGAUCCCCCAAAGGAAUCCAUCCCUCGCCCAGUGUUGUAUUGCCCCUCCCCACUUCGCUCCUCCUCUCCUACACAUUUUGGCAAUUCAACUUGAAUGUCUACUUUUAAUGUAAUUUAGUUGAAUAUUUUAGUUGAUUUUUAUUAUUAUUAUUCGUACUCCGUAUGGAAAACUAAAUAAAUUUAAUUGUAUUUCAAUAAAAACGA